AGAUCGAUGUAUGAUAUGACAAUAGAAGCAGCUGUGUGACGGGUCGGGACGGGAAUUAACAAGUGCAUUGAGUGACGAAGAAUCGAAUAACGCCAUAGAAAACUGGAUGGUGUUUCGCCGACCGAGCAUGAGGCGCGAAUCCUCCAGAAUAUCUUUUUGAUCCGUUGUUGAUGAUGAUGCGUUGAGAAGAUGGGAACUUUGGUGGGGACCGACUUUCUCACCGACGCAACGGUCCACUCAUCGCCCCAGUCCCCGCUGACAAGGACCGAGCUUACCGUGACGACUGGUUCGGUGUCCUCUACGUGGAGCUCUCAAGGAUCGCCCUGCCUAGGCUGCUCUAAGACCACACUCCUGCCAAAUUCAGACGGUGAUUCACUGGAUUUUUUAUCGACAGAUGUUACUUUAAUUUCAUUUACUGAAGAAGUGAAUUUCUCGUAUCCUUAUGGAACAUCAAACUCCACCUCACCCGAGGUGUCCUCAGACUCUGGAGUCAAUGACCUCACCCGUCAACUUCUUGUUGGCAUACUAUCCAUACUCUUAGCACUGGCAAUUGCAUUUGGAAAUACGUUGGUUAUAUUGGCUGUAUAUCGUGAACAUCAUUUGAGAACUGUGACGAAUCUUUUCAUCGUGUCUCUUGCAUGCGCGGACUUUUUGCUUGGGACCAUCGUUUUGCCAUUUUCGAUUCACAUGGAGAUAACGCAGGGAUACUGGCCCUAUGGUGUGGUGUGGUGUGACCUCUGGCAUGCCUUUGAUAUAUUGGGAUGCACUGCUUCUAUAUUGAACCUAUGUGUUAUAGCAUGUGAUAGAUACUGGGCGAUUACUCAUCCGUUCAGCUACCCGACGCGCAUGACGAAAAGGAUGGCUCUUAUUUUGAUCAGCGUGGCUUGGGUGUGUUCCGCGCUCAUCUCAUUCCCGUGUAUCUGGUGGUGGCACGCGGUAGAGCCCCCUCACCCACCGCUAGGCUGCGUAUUUCCGUCAAAUACUGUUUACCUCGUCACAUCAUCUUGCGUAUCGUUUUAUGUCCCUUCUGUCAUCAUGUUGUGCAUGUAUCUAAAGAUCUACCGCACAGCGGUUGGCCAAGUACGGAUGUUACGCUCAGGGACGAAGCGCGUCAAGUCUGUAAAUGGAGACGGCAUGGCAAUGCGCGUCCACAAGGGAGGAUCCGUCAACGGAGAUGCCAUGGCGAUGCGCGUCCAUAAGAGAGGAUCCGUAAACGGAGAUGAAAUAUCAAUGCGCGUCCAUAAGGGAGGGAUUCGAACAAUCGAUGGCUCAUUACAAAAAAGACGAGCAAGUACAAGCGCAAAUUCCUACUCGCCUCAAACUGUGCCGGGAACUGUCAACAGGCGGAAUAGCCUGCCUGGUAGGAAAUUGAUGUCCAGGUUGUCUCGCGAACAUAAAGCAGCUAGAACUCUUGGCAUCGUCAUGGGUGUUUUCAUUAUCUGUUGGCUACCGUUCUUCAUCGUCAAUGUCACCGCACCUUUAUGUCAGACAUGUUACUUUCAUCCCAUCUUACUCGGUAUUGUCACGUGGUUAGGAUAUGUGAACAGUGCGUUGAACCCAAUUAUAUAUGCUUUCGCGAGUCGCCGUUUUAAGAACGCAUUUACGCGCAUCCUUUGUAUAUAUAAAUGGAAGCGCAAACGUGAAAUGCACGAUUGGUCAAGUUCUCGGAGAAAAGGAUCGAUGACACCGAGCAGUCCCACAGGGCUCAUUGCUGACACCUCUAUUACUCAAUGCAGUGAAGAAAGGAAUUAUGUUGAUACUACAAGCAGUGCUCAUUCAAAUUUUAGAUACUCUUUACCAAAUGGUUACUUCUGAAAAAACGCCACAUUUUGUGUUGAUAAGUAAUAUUUAUAUACAUCGAUGAUGUUACUGUUGCCCUUUUCGUACAAUCAUAUUUAUGAAUAAUGGAAAUAACUUAUUAUGAAAUCGUAUUGAUAUUAUUAUGCAAUGAAAUUGAUAAUAUGAAGGACCAAAAAAAAAUCAGUUAAACUAAUCGUUAACGAAGAAUCUGGUCUUAGACUGAUAUAUGAACAAGUCAGUUAUCCAUUAUUUUCAUGAUGGUACAUUUGUAUUUAACUACAGCAACUUUACUAUAUAGGCCUUUUCGAGUUUCAUCUUAAUUCAUAAAAUCUAACACUGAAUACUAUUUAUAUCCAUAUCAUUUUAUGUCUCUCGUCAGUUUAAUUUAUUUUUAGUACCUAAACAAUAUGCCUAUAUUGAAUGCGUCCUUGCAAAUUAUGUAUUUUAUUUUUCAUUCUAAGUCUAAAUUACUCUUAUUUUUCCAGACUACGCAUUUAUUAUUGUAAUAUACUCAAACAUCAAAUCAUGUAUUCAUAUCUGUAUUUAAAGCUUAUAAAUGGACAUAUUGCCGACUUUGAUAUUUAUUUUUCAAUUUUUAUUUGUUCUUUGAGAGAAUCUUAAUGUCGCCCGUCGCACCUUGUGCUUGCAACCAGAUUUUAUAUUUUUUUUAUUUUCGAUUAAGUAAAAAGUUGCUUGAAAUAUUCUGAAAGUUCAAACAAGCAAAACGAUCAUCGAGAGUCAAAGGAAAUGAUGACAAGUCAUGUUGAAAUAGAGAUCUCGGUUGCUCAAUCGUUGCCAAUCGGAAGGUUUACUAUACAGGUCACGAUGAUAAAAUGACUUGAAUUCGACUGAAGGGGUCGCAGUAAGUCGUCACCUUUAAUAGUAUUAAAACGACUAAAAUUACGAAUAGGAUCAUCCUUCUACGUCUUUAAAAUAUUUUACUAUUUCUUUUCUAUAGUGCAGUGCAGGUUUUUAAUAUUGACGGAUCGAUAAAUGACAUAACUGACAAGUUGUUUCCUUGGUACCAUAUUUUGAAAUGAAAUUAAUUGACGAUUAACGUAUAUUUGAAUAUAUAUAUAUAUAUAUAUAUCAGAAAUAGUCUGCUUAGGCAUAUAAAGAAAAAUAUUCACAAUUGGUUUAGUAAAUGCCGUAGAAAUAAAAUCGUAGAUUUUAAAAGGAGCGUAGGCCUAGCUCUAAAAAAAUGAAAGGUAAAGUUACAAUCUCCGUCAGUGCUCAUGAUGUGACAAAAAAGAAUUCAAAAUAAGUUUCUGAAACAGUCGUGAUAAAUAGUCCGUUCAUGGGCAUACGGAUUGUGAAACUCACCUUUCAAAGAAAUCAAUGCCCUGAAGAUGGAAGAAGCGCACUGUAAAAAACGCAUUUAAAGACGCGUUUCCAUGACUGCAAGAUGACACGCGGUAAAUGUUUACUCUUUCACACUUCACAGAUAUUCUUAAGUUAUGAUGUAAAAUUUGAUUUUCUCUAAAUAAGGCUUGAAUACAAAGGAUGGAUCCAAUGAAGUGUCCAUGAAGUCAUGAUCUAAAUAGAGUUGCAGUAAUAAGUUUAAAUUCAUUGCAUUUUUUUCCUCAAAAGAUAAGAUGAUAAAAUGUUUGAUAAACACCUUUUAGUAUCCAAUUCGAUCAUAAUUGAACCGAAAAGGUAUAUUUCGCAUUGAUAUUUACUGCAACUCGUGUGGGAUUAUUAGGGGUUGGUUAACGUGUGACGAUGUGACGUAUAAUUAUAUACCAUGGUUAUCAUUUGAUAUAUUUCACAAACCCUUCAUUGAAAUGUUCCUUUCUAUUUUGGUCUUAAAACAAUCCGCGACAUCACGGUGAACUUCAAAAUUGUCAGAUCAGUUAUUUAUAUUUAUUAUUUUAACAUUUGAACCCACAAAAUCAUUUGAUGAAUGUUCUGUGGGACCUAUUCCAUUUUUCAUAUUUUGAGAUAACUGAACAUCCUGUAAAAAUGUCUUGAUUAUUCCGCAUACAUUCGUAAUUCCGAAGCUUCGUUAUUCCGAAGGUUCGGAUAUUCCAAAGGUUCGUUAUUCCGAAGGUUCGUAUUUCCGAAGCUUCGUUAGUCCGAAAACGAAGUGAGGUUCGUAAUUCCGAAGGUUCGUUAAUCCGAAAAUGAAAUGAGGUUCGAAAUUCCGACGGUUCGUUAGUCCGAAACGAAAUGAUUAACGAACCUUAUUUCGUUUUCGGACUAACGAACCUUCGGAACAACGAACCUUAUUUCAUUUUCGGAUUAUCGAACCUUCGGAAUAGCGCCACAAAUGUUCGGAUUAACGAACCCUUUUACGUUUUCGUAUUAACGAACAUCGAGGUAUAGGCAAUUUACGUGUUUCGGAAUUACGAACCUUCGGAAUAAAGAACCUUCGGUAUUGCGAACCUUCGGAAUUACGAAGUGUAACCGAUUAUUCGAGCUCUUACGAGUAUAGUAACUGUUAUCACAAUAUUCAGCAAAUCUUUAUCUACUACCUAAAGAAUAUAUUUAUACAUUUUGAUUCUUAUCAUGUCAUAAUAUUUAUUUCCAACUAUUAAACAUGUUUCAUUCUAAUUUCCUAUCACUUUAUCAUGAAUGUAAUUCAGUAAAACUAAAUGUUGUAAUAAAUCAGCCCAUUUUAUGGUGUCUUACACGAUUGGCAUGUGAAACCUUUCAA
Molecule: messenger RNA, 4456 nt
Organism: Lytechinus pictus (painted urchin)
Lineage: Eukaryota; Metazoa; Echinodermata; Echinoidea; Temnopleuroida; Toxopneustidae
Product: beta-2 adrenergic receptor-like
Exons: 2
Coding region: 190-1815 (541 amino acids)
Biological process (GO): adenylate cyclase-activating adrenergic receptor signaling pathway
Cellular component (GO): plasma membrane
Molecular function (GO): G protein-coupled receptor activity
Source: RefSeq, a predicted model, not a curated record